Liolophura sinensis is the source of this 4335-nucleotide messenger RNA. RefSeq names its product DDB1- and CUL4-associated factor 12-like. The record is from RefSeq and is a predicted model, not a curated record. Gene Ontology annotation, molecular function: protein binding. Gene Ontology annotation, cellular component: Cul4-RING E3 ubiquitin ligase complex. Lineage: Eukaryota; Metazoa; Mollusca; Polyplacophora; Chitonida; Chitonidae. Bases 333 to 1550 code for a protein of 405 amino acids. The transcript is spliced from 9 exons.
AUGUAUGUCCACACAUUCUGACACUACAUCAUACCUAUAGGUAAAGUUAGCAAUGAUUUAUAGCAUGACCAUGGCCUUGGAAGGGGAUUUGGAGGAUGUUCAAACAAGUUCCGAUUUGAUUAUUGGAUCCUUCUGCCAUUCCGGAGCCUGAUGGCAUCUAUAGCAGACAACAGCUAGAUAGCCUUGAACCUGAUCACUUCCUUUGACUUAUAGGAUAUUUCUGUUGACCUAAACAAGUACACCUGUGUACCUGUGGAAUGGAAUGAUUUUUGAACACAUAGCUGAUAUUCAUCUGAGAGUGUCACACAGCCAGUCUCUAUAGGUGUUGGGAUAUGAUAUCUCAGGGUGGCCCAGCUGAAAGCCUGAACGCUCGCCACAUCAGUACAGAUCUGUUUGACUACAUACAGAAGAGAAGCUAUGGCCUGCAGUGUCGAAACCCUCAGCCGCUGGUGUCUGAUCUCAUCUCAUAUCAGAUGCCUGGCCUCUUUACAGAGCGCGAGUAUGACCUGGGUGGAAUCAACAAGAUAUUUGCCUCUCAGUGGCUCUCCGACAAACAGAUUGUUUUUGGCACAAAAUGUAACAAGCUGGAGAUCCUGGACUUGCCCACUGGUAAGCUGAUUGUCAUCCCCACCCUGAAGAGCAGUGAGGAGAGUUUCCCAGCUGACUGUCCAUGUGGCAUCCACAGCAUGGCCAUCAACCCCUCCCGUACCCUGCUGGCUACAGGGGCGGAGAACACCAAUGACCUGGCUGUCUACAGACUCCCAACGUUUGACCCUGUCUGUGUAGGGGAGGGUGGCCAUGAUGACUGGAUAUUUGACACAGUCUGGGUAGAUGAUGAGUUUGUUGUGACAGGUUCUCGAGACAGUAAGCUGUCAUUGUGGAAGAUACACAGCAAUGAGGACAGCGAGACGUCUCGUCUGAAGAGCCUGCAGGUGCCAGAGUACAUCAUCAAGAGGCCAGAGGUGAUCAAGACCUGUGAGAAGGCGAAGAAAGUGCGGGCUCUUGCAUACAAUGACAGGAGAACUGAGUUAGGAAUUUUAUCCCUGAAUGCUUACCUACAUCUGUGGGAUGUGGAGACCUUUUCCAGUCGAGACUACAAACGACUCCAACAAGUGAAGGAGAAUGUGUGUUUAGCGAUAAACAAGGAUCGCAGCCUGUAUGCUGUGGGCUCUCAGUCCCAUGUCACUCUGUUUGACCCUCGGGCUAUGAACAUUAGCGUGGUGAUCCAGUCAGAGCACAGGGGAUGUGGUAUUCGGUCGUUGAGUUUCCAAGAAGACAUUGUGACAGUAGGGACAGGUGUAGGACUGAUUCUGUUCUAUGACUUAAGAGCAGGAAAGUACCUGGACUGCCACUGUGGUCAUCCAUGCAGACUGACUGUGGGUCCGGGCUGGCUGCUCCAUGAUGAAAACUACACAGAUUUCUUUAUGGAUCAAGUGUAUGCAAAUGCCAUCUACACGCAUUCAUACGACUCCACGGGAACGCGUCUAUUUGCUGCAGGCGGCCCUCUGCCAGCUGGACUGUGGGGGAACUAUGCAGGGUUGUGGACAUGAACAGAGACUUUCUUACUGCUUUUGGCAAACAACUGUCUGCAUCUAGUGGUUGCAUUAGUUCUGUCAGCAGACUACUAAAUAACCCAUAUAUGAACUUUAUUAUGACAAAUAAUGCCUUUAGUCUUUCAAAAAAUCCAUUUUACCAUAUUUUGACAUUGCUGCGGAUUUCUGAAGUGUCAGCAUUAUUUGAUUUUUGUGCUUUGUCUGGAUGUGCCAUACCUUGUUGUUACAGUGUACAGCUGUGCUGUAGUCAGUUUGAUAACCUCUCCAUACAUUAAUCAGCUGGCUGGCAUGGCUUGGUUUUCUCUAACUCACAUAUUCAUUUCCUAUUAAGAAAAUUUCUGUGUACAUGUACCACAAAAACUAGUCUGGACAUUGGUGUGUUACACAUUACUUACAGGUUAUCAUUGACAUGUAUUAUAUGUACAUGUAUCAUAGCAAAUUACCAUUGCUGCAUGUCAGUCAAGUCAAAUAGUAUGUGUAUGAAAUAGGAAAGGCUUGACCAACAAGUCAAGGUUGAUUUCAUGGCAGGCAAAUGGGGAGAUUGUGGUAAUCCUGUUUGCGUAAGACACACGCGGCAUGAAGUCUGGCUUGUCAGCAUCCAUGUGAUGAGAGAAUGUGUUCAACAACAAGCUAUUGGCAAGCCAGCAUAGCAGUGUGCGCGUACCUGUACGUGUUUAUUUGUUGCACAGUGUAAGUUUGUAUAACAUUGUGAAGUAAGAGUUGUCCGUGACAUGCAUGUAGUAUGUUUGUAUAAGUGUACACUAGUCAACUGCAGGGGAUUUGCUGUAUUGUAAAGUUCUCUUCUGGUGUCUUCUAGUUGGUAGAGCAUCCGCUUCGGGACCGGUAGAUCCAGGAUCAAUCCUUGAUCGAGUCACACCUAAGACUUUAAAAGAGGAAGUUGUAACUUCCUCGCUUGGCGUUCAGCAUGAAGGGGAUAAUGCGACUGGUUGACCCAUAUCAGUAUAAUGGCUCAGGCGGGGCGGCUUACUUGCCUUCAGUAAGUCGUCUCAGUGAAGCAGCACUAAAUAAAAGAGCGGUGGAAACCCGUCCUGCAACAAGGGAGGCACAUUACACGUACAUGCACCCUAAUGAUUCCUUCGUCGUCAUAUGACUGAAAAAUUGUUGAGUACGACGUUAAACCCCAAGCACUCACUCACUCACUCUGGUGUCUUCUUGCUGAUCACUAGUGCCCUGAGACUAGUAGUGGCUUGUUGUGGAAUAGAUCUGGCUUUUUGCCUGGACAGUCUUGACUCUCAGUUACAUUUGUGCAUCACUAAUGCUCACUGUAGAGUUGAGCCUUGGUUUAGUACACUGGUAAAUGAGAAAGUUUCUAGCUGGUCAUUAGAAUUAGUGGUUUGGAAUAUCAGUUCAAAGUUGUCAUGUGCAGGUGAAUACAUAUUGAGAUAAUGAACAUGUAGAAUGUUAAUUAAUGACUCACAUAUGAUUAUUUUGUGGCAUCGGGGACUCAGUGGCAAGGUAAACUGUUGAGCAGUGGAAUUGCAUCAGUUGGACAGAUCAGAUUGCCUUUCCUGUAGUCUUAAUGUAUGUAUACAACCAACAGUGCUGCUAUCUCACAUACAACCACUAUAAAAUACACUUGAGUUUGGGUUAAAACACCAGAUAUCAAAUGUACCAUUUUAGAUGCUGAGUUGUCAAAAAUAUUGCGUUGCAGCCCGUUUAUUCUUGGCCUUGUGUGGGACUACGACCCUGUAUUGUAUCAUACAAACCAGCUGCAAGGUUUUCAGCUCUUAGCAAUCUUCACUCUACUUUUAAAUUUUCUUAUCUAGGCUAUUUAAUUGUAAACAGUUUUAUCUCUUAAUUAAUGUGUUGACUUUUAAUGUAUAUGAUUUUGUGGUCCCAGUUUUAUUUCAUUGUACCCGGUUUUGAGAAAGCUAAUGUUAUAGACUGUGUUCAGUACUUGUGUCAGGUCAUUAUUUUACACGCUAGGUUUGUAGAGGGCGAUAUUAUCAGCUGUGCUUAACCUGGUAACGUUUCAUUAUGUCGUGUUAAUUACAGUGUUAGUACUUCUGGUCAUGCAGCAUUUCCUUAUAGAUUUUUCAUUUCUGAAGAUACAAAUGUGUGGGGGCUGGCCAUUAAGAAAUGUACACGUUAGGCCAGACGUAAAUGAAAUACCAAUCUCAUUCUGAUAUACUUACACAUGUAUGCCGAUAACUUGGAAGAACUCCUGAUGAGUAAGGAGAGAAACUUUUCACUUUUUUUUUCAUUUGGGGCAGUAGUAUAGCACUCUCAAUCUCCACACACCAAUGUUUUGCUCUCUGAGAUCUUACCAUAUAAUCAUGUACAUAUGUAAAUAGGUAUAUACCAAAUAAGGUAGCUAGGUCUCAAUAUGAAAUAUAGCUGUGUAAACAUGUACAUAAUUGUCCUAUUGUUGGGCCUUGUCCAAUAUGGUUCCUCCCAGGUGCACACUGUUGGAAAAGGCAGGCUGCACACCAGUCCCAACCAAAAAACCCAAGUUUGACGGUGAACCAUGUUAGGACAGGGUAAAUCCCAAAGGGUUUUUUGGGGGUUUGGAGUGGCUGCAAAAGUGUUUUUGUGCAUGUCACUUUUACUCCUCUGUAAUAGUGAGACAUCAGGGCGAUAUGUGGUUCUUGAAAGUUGUAUACAAAUACAUGUACAGAAUAGCCAUAUUGUGUAUAUAGUUAGCUGCAUAUCUGGCUUAAGUUGGCCACGUUACAUGUUCUGUUUCUCAAAGCUGUCCACUACUCAGAUAGUUUACUGUACAGAAUAAAACAUUUGACAGUUACAACUGUAGCUGAAGGCU